Molecule: messenger RNA, 1297 nt
Organism: Anastrepha obliqua
Lineage: Eukaryota; Metazoa; Arthropoda; Insecta; Diptera; Tephritidae
Gene: Mlc2
Product: myosin regulatory light chain 2
Exons: 3
Coding region: 107-775 (222 amino acids)
Biological process (GO): post-embryonic development; locomotion
Cellular component (GO): cytoplasm; myosin II complex
Molecular function (GO): myosin heavy chain binding; calcium ion binding
Source: RefSeq, a predicted model, not a curated record
CAAAUUCUACAAAAGAAAUGAUGUCUUGCCGAUAAAAUCAGCCAGACCACUCAGUGUGCUCUGACCGCUCGAUCCGUUUAGACAACACAGAAAACAGUUCAGCAUCAUGGCCGAUGAGAAGAAGAAGGUUAAGAAGAAGAAGACCAAGGAAGAGGGAGGUACUUCUGAAACCGCUUCUGAAGCCGCAUCAGAGGCAGCAACCCCAGCACCAGCUGCUACUCCGGCUCCAGCCUCAACCACUGGAUCGAAGAGAGCGUCAGGUGGCUCACGUGGCUCAAGGAAAUCAAAGCGCGCUGGUUCCAGUGUGUUCUCUGUUUUCUCACAGAAACAGAUUGCCGAGUUCAAGGAAGCUUUCCAACUAAUGGAUGCCGACAAGGAUGGCAUCAUUGGCAAGAACGAUCUGCGUGCUGCCUUCGACUCCGUUGGUAAAAUCGCUGCCGACAAGGAGUUGGACCAGAUGUUGGGUGAGGCCUCCGGCCCCAUCAACUUCACCCAAUUGCUGACCUUGUUCGCCAACCGUAUGGCCCAAGCUGGUGCCAAUGAUGAAGACGAAGUUGUCAUUGCUGCCUUCAAAACAUUCGAUAUCGAUGGCCUCAUUGAUGGUGACAAAUUCCGCGAAACCCUCAUGAACUUCGGUGACAAAUUCACCGCCAAGGAGUGCGACGAUGCCUGGGAUCAGAUGGUCAUUGACGACAAAAACCAAAUCGAUACCGCCGCCCUUAUUGAAAUGCUCACCGGCAAGGGUGAGGAAGAGGAGGAGGAAGCCGCUGCAUAAACACAAACUGGCUAGACUCUUGCAAAACACCAGCAAAAAAAAAAUAAGUAAACAAAUUAUUUAUAUCAAAAUAACCGUAAUACAAAACAACAAGAUCCUGUUUUGAAAAAAAAAAAAUGUAUAUUUACUUUUUUAAAAAAUAAUUAACAACAUACUUUGUGUGUACUUUUACGCAUUCAUUCUUUUAAAGAAACAACAACAGUUUUUCUUACGAAAAUUAUUUAAAAAAAUGUAGUCCCUAUAUUAGAGAGCUUUGAAAUGGGGUAAAUAAUACCAAAGCCCAAAGUGAAAUUCUUGAAGAUAAAUCAAGAAAGUUCUAGUACGCAAUGUACCAGUUAGCGCGGAUUUUCCAACACCACAGCCGCGACGUCAACCAACAGCUGACAGUUAGUUUUUCUAGUUGAUAAAUUAAAUUUUACAUUUAAAACUUAUAAAAAGAAAAAAAAAACGAGGAAAAAAUCCAACAAUAUUUUAUUUAGAAAACAAAUGAAAGAAAUCAACAAAAAAACUUAAAAAACUGAA